This is a messenger RNA of Jaculus jaculus (lesser Egyptian jerboa), 306 nucleotides long. Its product is annotated as tumor suppressor candidate 2-like. Bases 1 to 306 code for a protein of 101 amino acids. Gene Ontology annotation, biological process: inflammatory response; regulation of mitochondrial membrane potential. The record is from RefSeq and is a predicted model, not a curated record. The transcript has a single exon. Gene Ontology annotation, cellular component: mitochondrion. Lineage: Eukaryota; Metazoa; Chordata; Mammalia; Rodentia; Dipodidae.
AUGGGCGCCAGCGGCUCCAAAGCUAGGGGCCUCUGGCCCUUUGCCUCGGUGGCAGGAGGCAGCGGCCUGGAGGCGGCGGGCACCGAGCAAGCUCUGGUGCGGCCUCGAACCCGAGCGGUGCCUCCUUUCGUAUUCACACGCUGCGGCUCCAUGUCCUAUGAUGAAGAUGGAGAUCUGGCUCACGAGUUCAACAAGGAAACAAUCAUCACCAAGAACGGGCAGAAGCGCGCCAAGCUGAGGCGAGUGCAUAAAAAUCUGAUUCCUCAGGGCAUCGUGAAGCUGGAUCCUCCGGGUGAUUCCCUAUGA